UCACCUCAUCCUGAUUCAUCUUCAAGUAGUGACAGUGAUGAUGAAACAACACAUCUUGCAGAGAGGCCUGGGAGGGUGGUCAAUGCAGAGCUUCCUUUCCAAACAUCUGGAUUAACAAGUCAUGAUCAAGAAAAUAUCCCUACCAUCCAGAGGCGUCUAGAUAUCAAAGUACCAUCACUAGACUCUAAUUCGUCUUCUAGUAGUGAUGAUGAGGACGAAGUUACACAUCACAAAGAGAGGCCAGGGAAGGUUGACAUUGUUCCAAUAAAGAAUUAUGAAGAGGGGAAGGUAAAUCUUUCAACAUUUCCAUUGCAAGAAUCUGAAACGGUGAGUCAUGAUCCACUGGGGUUUGCUGUAGAGCUUAAUAAUAUUACUCGUAUAAAGAGACGUUUGGACAUCAAAGCCCCAUCAUCACCUUCUAAAUUGUUAAGUGAUGGGAGUACAAAUCAUACAGUGGACGUAAAGAUAAAGGAAGCCAACAAAAUUAGUCCCCAUUUCUCAUCAAGCAGCUCAGUUGAGCAAGAUGAGUAUACUGAAGAUAUAAGAAACCCAUCAAUGACAAUAAAACCACAUAUAGAUCCAAGAUUACUUGAACUAGGUCUCAGCAGUGCCCCUUGUGUCAAAAGGCGCCUGGAUAUUAAAACACACUCACCUUCAACUGAGUUGUCUUCCAGCAGUGACAAGAGUGACAGUGAAAGUACAAACAUACAUGUGAAAGUGGAGAGAGGAAAAACUGAUGUUGGGCUGACAAAUAAUCAACCAGGGACACAAUUUCCUGAGAGGAAUAAACGUUUAUUUCCCAUUAACAGGCGUUUGAAUAUCAGAGGGCCACCACAACCAGCAGACUCCAGCUUUUCCAGCAGUGAUAAUGGUAGACUUUCAAGCCACACUGUGAGACAUGAAACAGACAAAGAUGGUGUCGGGAUCACAACUCAAGAGCAAAAGACAAUGAUGCAUAACAUUAAUCUGGAUAUCCCCAAUGUCAGAAGACGCCUGGAUAUUAAAGCACCAUCACCACAACCAGAUCUCGUUCUUGACAGUACAUCUGCAGACCUUCGAAAGUCUGAAUCAAACUCUUCCACAAGUGAAAGUGAGGAUGAGAACAGAGACCACAAGUUCAAAUGGUCUCCGAAAAUCCCACUGAUAGACAUUUCUCCGAUUCCAAAGACAGACCACAAUAUCAAAUUAGAAAAGUAUACAGUUAUUACAGAUGACCUGAGGAACAAACCAUCAGAUGACAACAUCAGCCCAACACCAGAGAUAAACCCAGAGCUUCAGUCACGGUGGGCCACCAUGAAUCUUGGUAUCUCCCGCUUUAGAAAACAUCUUGAAAUCACAUCACAUACAAAUGUACCACCAAACCUGCCCACGUCACCUUUACCUGACUCCCCCUCCUCUUACACAGGUGAAAGUGGGACUGGAAAUAAAAGUAGCAGAACUAGAUUAAAGAAGAACUUAGAAGUAAAGGUUACUGAGGAAAAGUCAAACCCAGAUUCCCAACUGUCUGGUUUUGACAUUCCACAUGUUAGUAGGUACUUGGACAUCAAGGUCCAUGAAAAGGCUCCUGCUACUUCGCCAUUACAUCAACAGUCUGAUUCCUUAUUCAGCAGUGAGAGUGAGGGUAUAUCAACAGAAUACGCAGUUAACAGAUGGAAGGGAACAUCUCAGCUAAGUGUUGUCCCAGACGUGGCAGCUCCCCAGAAUCGCACCUCUUUACUUGUGACCCAUGCUUUUGAUGAGUCACGCAGUGGAACUCAGGUGGAGAGGAAGGCUGGGGUAGAGCUCAAAAGCCACACAUCAGAAGAGGGAGACGCGUCUGACUCAAUGUGGCCUCAAAUAAGUCUCACAAAUAUCCCUCAUGUCAAAAGGGCUUUGGACAUCAGAACUCUGCUGCCAAGAGAAUCCUCCUCCAGCAGCAACAGUGAGGAUGAGACAGACCACAGUGUUCCUGACCUGAAACCUGGUGUCCCUCGCAUUAAUAGACUUCUGAAUAUCAAGGCACCAUCACCAAAGCUUAAAUACUCUGCAAAGCAAAGCUUACAUUCAUCUUCAGCAAUGACAGAUUACGAUUACUCUCAAAUCGCUUAUAAACGUUCAAUUAUCAAAGCUCCAGCGCAACUCAAUUCUUUCUCUUCCAGAAGUCAGACUUCAGACCAUCCUGUUGCACAGGCAGGUCUAUCCCAUAGUGUGGGGGACAGAAGUGCAUCUCUUUCCCCAAGGGGAGUUUCCGGUAUUGAGCAGCAUGGCACCUUAGAUGUGGAACUGACACCCGAGAUACGGUGGAAGGGCAUCGGUCGAGAUCUAUCUGACUUUUCCAGUGCGAGUAGACGUUUGGAUUUAGGCUUACUUCCUCCACAGCGGGCUCCACCUGCAGAGCCAGAACACAACCCACCUGACUCCUCCAACUUCUCCCAUGAAAUAAAACAGGACGGAGGGAAAGCAUAUGAGACUCUGAUGCAUAGAUAUUCAUACCCUACUGCAAGUAGGGUUUCUGUUGCAUCCAGCAGAUCUGUGGACCAAUUUGACAACACAAGCAGAAGCAAUAAUGAGAUUUUUAGGGCUCUGUCUGAGGAUAGGAAGGAAAAGAAGGGCCUUGGUGCUUUAAAAGCUAUGUCAUCAAAGAGACUUCGGUGGGACAUGGAAGAUAAAGAUAAAGAUGCUGUUUAGAUGAUCUCCUCCUACGUAGUGCCCAUGGUUCAUAAGGUGACAAGUUUUAACUUAUGAGGGUUUGUGAGGACAUCAUACCUGUGGCCAAACUGUCACUUAAACAAAUACACAGUUCGUCUAUUCAGAUGAGAAAUCUGCUGCAGGUUGCUUUAUGUAUUUUGCUGCUACAGAAGGGAUGACAAUAGAGAUACCGAGCCACCACAAAGGGCUCCGACUAUUACAGCAACACUGCCACUGCAUGAGGCAGUUGGGCUGCAAGACACAAGAGUGGAUAUGUACCAGAUCGGUCCUGCGGCAUUGCAGAAAAUCAGAGUCUGACUCCUCUGUCACAUCACAAAACCUGCCACUCCACUAUGUCUCCUCAAACAUAAUGAUCUGUGAUGUUAAACACAGUAAUUACCACUAGAACAAAGAAAUGAUUGUCAUUGUCUUUAGUUUUUGUCUUAAAUUUGAUUAUGAUUUAAGAUUGAAAUUAAAUGUAAGAAUGGAGUAGUUGAGGAGCAGUUAAAUCAUAGUCAAGUUGUAUCUAUAAUCCAUUUUGCAAUGAGAGUCCAUAUAAUCAUAAUGCACCUG
Messenger RNA from Paralichthys olivaceus (Japanese flounder), 3240 nucleotides. The record is from RefSeq and is a predicted model, not a curated record. Lineage: Eukaryota; Metazoa; Chordata; Actinopteri; Pleuronectiformes; Paralichthyidae.